AUGGCAGAGUCUAAAAACCAAGGGGGUGUCUCGGACUCCAGGAGCGAAGAGUUGUUUCGCCAAUUGGUAACUUGUGGAAUAUGUCUACAACUAUACGUCGACCCUGUUGCUCUUCUUGACUGUCUACACCUUGCCUGUGGCUCGUGCGCGAAGCAAUGGCUCAAAAGUUCCGAACUUUGUCACCAAUGUCGUGGGCCCGUUCGAGGGGUACACGAUAGUCACCAUACUCUGGCGGUGGUCGAGGCGUACCAAUCGGUCGCCCCAAACUCUGGCUUGUGUCAAGAACGAACUCCUGAAAUUACGUCUGUGUUACGCAGCCAAUAUAAGCCAGGUCAACAAUUUAAUAUCGGUGGAGGAGACGAAGUGAACUCAGAUGGAAGUCCUAGCGAACUUCCGGAUACUGAAUAUGAAGGCGAGGAAUCCUACGAGUCGUCCCAGGCAUAUUCCGGGGAAAUUCAGCUCCUUCAGGAUUUGUUCCGUGAAAUCCUUGCUUUUCGAGGUUCAAGCUUACCAAAGGCAUCUUGGCAUGGCAAUACAAACGGCGGGGCCAAUCCCUCCCAUGUUAACGCCGAUGAUACAGUAUGCACCUCCUGCGCACUGGACCUUGUGGAAGCAAGUGUGUUUGAAUGGUGGUUGUCCAAACGCCAAUCCACAACGGCCACGGUUGAACUCUCGGAGGACAUAAUGACCCGAGAAGACUGUUGGUACGGUAUAGAAUGUCGUACCGCUCGCCACAAUGAACAACAUGCUAGAAGCUACAAUCACAUUUGUCGGAAUACGGUAGCCAACCAAUUAACGGAACAUGAUGAUCUCCCAGAGAACGGAAAUCGUUAUGUGACUGAAAGCACUAACUUAUACGCGAAUUUUCCUGCAUUCAGCCCAUCAGCCAUUAUGUUCCGGGAUAAAGGGAAAGAACCGUCCUUCAUGUGCUCCUCGGUUCGCCCUACUAGAUCAGGAAUCGAUAUAAUACCUGGCAAGCUUACCAUCUGGGGCCCCUACCUUGGUGUGCAGGUUUAUUACGGGGAGAGGGGAAGGGAGUAUUUACAAUCUGGACAAGUACAACUAUUAAUGGACACAAAAAGCAUGCGCUGGGUCCAGACCUCACGCGGGAUAGUUCCAGAAGACUGUCGUCCAGUGGUCGGUGGUCGGAGAACCGAUGCUGGCAGAUCUCGGCUUCUAUUUCAUUGCGCCGUGUGGUGGCGUGGUCAAAGGAUCCCAGGCUACACCUCUACGGAUGCAGAAUACGCUACAAUUACUUGGGAUGGGCAAGAGUGGUAUUUUAAGGACAACUAUGAGAUCUUGUGUUGGAAUUGA
Rhizoctonia solani is the source of this 1314-nucleotide messenger RNA. Its product is annotated as Zinc finger, C3HC4 type (RING finger) protein. Gene Ontology annotation, molecular function: metal ion binding. The transcript is spliced from 5 exons. Bases 1 to 1314 code for a protein of 437 amino acids. NCBI's taxonomy places the organism in Eukaryota, Fungi, Basidiomycota, Agaricomycetes, Cantharellales, Ceratobasidiaceae. The record is from RefSeq and is a predicted model, not a curated record.